GUUCAUGUACCUGCAUCCCGCAAUCGCGGCACCCAUCAUCACCCCAGUGCACCUCAUUUCUGGGUCCGAAAAAAAGGUAGAUGAAUUGACGAGCAUACUGAGACCUUGACAAUUCAUUUUUAAGUACUUGCGACAGUCUUCGUGGUGGUCUGUGCUGCGUAACUCGUGGUCAACCAAGGUUCCGUGUACCGCUAGCAGCGGCCAACUCGCCGUCUUCAGGCAAGGGAAAAGUUCCAUCGCGUACUUGCGUACGAGCCUCUCCAAAUCCUCAACCUCACCUCUCGGAACCACCCAAAAGACCCCCUAUCCCAAUCCAUCAAUACACAACAACCACAACCCGUCACGUCUCCGAAACGCAAAGCUCAUCUCUAUCGAUGUCGCUCUUUCUACUGAUGCGCUCAUAACGACCCUUUGCCGCCCGGACUCGGUCCCUGACGAGCGCAUUUCCUUGCGCAUGGCGACACGCCGCCCACCUGUCGCUAUCAUCAACCCGGGCUCAAAAUGUCCCUCCCCAAUGGCCACCACGCAUGGCAGCCGCCGUCCCUUCAUCACCAACCCUCUAGUCGCCUGUUUCAUCAACUUGAUGAUGGUCCUGCGCGAAACGGAACCCCCGUCGACCAUUCAAUGUCCUUGAUGCCUGAGGCACAACCUGAUAUUGAAGAGGAACGACGACGCGCCUUGUUCAAAGAUCUCUAUCACAAAAGCGAGGCAAAGAUCUCGCUGCUGUUCGCUGACGACGGAUCAUACAACUAUUCCGCCAUCGAUGCGCUGCGCCGCCCCUCGGCCCCCUCCCCCUCCAUCUUACCCCCUACCACCGACCAUGCGCCGAUCCAAGAGCCUCCAUCAAAGAAGGCCAAGCGGGUCAUCGACGAAGACGACUACGGCGAUGACGAUGACGAGGAUGAAGAAGAAGACGCGACCGCAGCCGAUUCGAGUAAACCCGUGAACGGUAUUGCGGCCGCCGGCGCCGGCUCGCUACUCUCCCCCUCAAAGUCCGGUAGUUCGCCUGUGCACUCCGUCAGCUCCCCCGGCAAACAGCUCGAGAAACUCAAACAGGCCGACGGAUCUGGAGACAGCACCAAAACCAGCGAAGAUGCGCGCAAACAGCUGGAAGAGGCGCGUAACGCGACCGAAGAAGCGGCGAGACGGAGCUUCCAUACCAUAUUCUAUACUCUGGAAAACGACCGGACUGCUAUGCUGGAACAGCAGCAGCUGGAGGAGUCCGAAAAACAAUUGCAGGCCGAGAUGGAAAACAACAAUAACCACAGUCAGACAAAUGGCGCCCAGGCCGAGAACCACGGAUCGCUCAGCAGCGCCAAUUUGGGCGCGUCGAGUUUAACCCUCAAGCACUUGAUUGCGAGGAUAGACAUGAAACGCGACCAAGUUCGCGCCUCUGAUGCAGAAUUGCGAUCACUCAUGAACGAAGUGCGAAAAAACCGAAGUAAAUGGGCUAGCGAGGAGAAUGUCAACCAAGAAGAGUUGUACGAGGCCCUCGAGAAAGUCUUGACGGAGCUGAAGGCACAUACGGAAUACUCAACGCCCUUUUUGCAGAGGGUGAAUAAGAGGGAUGCGCCGGAUUACUAUAACCUCAUCAAGCAGCCAAUGGACAUGGGAUCUAUGACCAAGAAGAUCAAGACCCUCACGUAUAAAUCGAAGGCGGAAUUCGUCACCGACCUAAACCUGAUAUGGGACAACUGCCUGCGCUACAACCAAGAUAUGGGACACCCUCUGAGGCGGAUGGCCAAUGGCAUGAGGAAAGAGGCCGAGAAGCUUAUUCCUCUCAUUCCGGACCUCGUCAUCAGACCGCGAGCCGAGGUCGAGGCAGAAGAGCGCCGAAAACAGAACGGUGGCGAGGAAGACGGCGGUGACGACUCGGACGAUGAACCGAUAAUGUCAUCUCGCGGUCGUACUGCCGGAACCAAGGGCGCCAAGUCUCGGAAACAACCCACCGAUCAGAAGGAGGGCACCCCCAGUGUUGACCAGAAACCGGUGCUGCAGCUUAAUGGCCUGCUGGCUAAGGGCCGAGAAGGUUCUGAAGCAGUUGAUGGCAGCGGAUUCGGUACGCCCAUUGGUGGCUCGGCAACGCCUGGCGGCGUUAACGGACACUCGGGCAUCGGAAGCAAUGCUGAUGCUAUGGAUAUCGAUGGGCCCACGUUGAACGGCAUGGCCUUGGGACAAGCUCUCAACGAAGCUGCAGAACAGGCCUAUGAGGACGAAGAGUACAAGAUCUGGAAGCAAGUGACGAAGAAGGACCGCGCACUCAUCGCCAAGGAACGGUAUCAACUUUUCAAGGACAAUAAGCUCAACACUGACGCUCCUGCUCUACUCCGAAAUAAAGCCGGCAUUCGAUGGUAUCUGAGGGGUCAAAAGGAAGCCGAAGCCCUGGGCGUCAUUGGUCAAGCCCAGGCGGACUCGUCUGCCAUUGCUGCUAAAGAGGCCGCGAAGCCUGCCGAAACUCUGGCCGAGGGCAUGGAAGGAGAAGAGGAAAAGAUUGUACCAGCGUACUACGAACCUCUGACAGUUUUACCGGACAUCCAGCCCAAGCUGCAGUGGAUCGAGGACGGCGAGGGCCAUGUCAUCAACCAACAUGAGGAAUAUCUCCGAUUGAUCCCCGAAGGUCACUUCAAGGCGCCCAAGAGCAGGUUUGCCAGCAAGAUCGACAGCAACAUCCAUCAGAUCCAGGAGACGAGGAAACUAUCGAGCAAGAUCGGCGUGAUUAAGCAGAUGCAGAUCCAGACUCAGGUUUACAACAACCAGUUUCCCAAGUCCAAUUAUGAAUCUUUCGUGGAGCAAGAUGCCGAGCCAUCUUUCAUCGCAGAUGAUGGCCCAGUCAUUGCGCCAGAGACUUGCCGUAGUGCCCUCCAGCGCUCUGUAGCCAAGAUUCUCUACCACACCGGUUUCGAAGAGCUUCAGCCCUCUGCUAUUGACACCAUGACGAGCUUAGCAUCCGAUUACUUCGAGAAGAUCAUCAAGACCUUCAAUGUGUAUCGCGAGGCAGAGAAGAUCGAAGCACCAGUAUCCCGUGCCGAAGGAAGCUCUCGAUUCCAGUCUCGCUUCACUCCCGAGGAAAUUAUCUUGCACACACUCGAUGAAAACGGUUGCGACCUGCUUAGUCUGGAGUCUUACGCUAAGGACGAAGUCGACAGACUCAGCACGAAGCUUGGCGGCAUCCACGAACGCAUGAAGUUCCAUUUGACCGAGCUUUUGCGGCCUGCCCUUACCCAGGAAGCCGGACAAGAUGGCGUCGGUGCCUUCAAAGAUGGCAGCGAGCAGUUCGUUAGUGGCGACUUUGCUGAGGAUCUCGGCGAAGACUUCUUUGGUUUCAAGGCCCUUGGUCUGGACAAGGAGAUGGGCUUGGAUAUGCUCUCGGUUCCUCUUCACUUGCUUCAGUCCCGUGUUCGCAACCAAUUCCAGAUGCAGACACAGACGGUUGGCGCGGAGGUCACCGACCUCUUCGAAUCCUUGCCGCCUGUUGAGCCCAUUACGACGGAGAACAUCCACGGCCAGAUCGGUCUCGUCAAGAACUUCUUCCUGGCUAAGCUACACGCUAAUGGCGAUACGCCCUUGGUCGAGGACGAGGAGCUUCCUGUUAAGCAGAGGCGGCCCAGACCCCGUCUUGGCGCAUCUGGAAAGAUUGUCUCACCACAGAAGAGGCCGCCCAAGGAGCAGAUUGCCCUUGCCAAGAAGAAGAAGAAGAUGGAGUUAGCGGCGCAAGCCAACAAGGAUGCCAAUGCUUCACCAGAGAAGAAGACCGAGACUUCACCGGCAAAGAAGGUCAAGCACGCCAACAUCAAUGGCACCGGGCCCAAUCCAGCGGCGAUCGCGCUGCCUCCAAGCAUGGAGCGGAACGAGAGCAUGCAAAGCCAGGGCAACGCCAGUCAGACCGAUAAGGACGAGCCCAUGGGCAUGAUGAGUCCCGAGAGUAUCGAGAGAUGAGACACAAGGACAUCAUGAGACUUGCGAUUUCUCACAUAUAUAUAUACCCAUUUUCCAUACACAAACAUCGUGACUUAUUGGCGACCCUGCCACCGAGUCCUGAGUGGAACCGGGUUUUCAUUACUAUCCUUCCAGAAGCAUGUCGCGGAAGCAAUCAAGACGGCUUUGGAUUCAUCAGAAGCAGUCUGUUUGCAACCUCCCCAAUCCUCAGACAUUGCUUGGCAUCGUACACCUCUUCGAUAUACGUGUUUUAGGAACACUUGUUUUUUCAUUUCACCAAACAUCCAUCGGCGUUGAGGUUGGAUCGUCGUUUCAUUGUUCAGGAAGGAAAGAUAUAAUGCUGCACAAAUAAAAACCCCCCGAAAUACAUAGCUCGGCGCGGCUACUACUAAGAAGACUGGGAUACCCAAAAGCCAACAAAUUGGCCGUCAUUCAGGGAGGGAAUCGUUAUCAGAGAAGAGACCGAAGAUGUACGGUCUGGUUUCUUGUCGUUUUUCAACAGUGGAAGGGUGGAUUCGAAGUUUUUCCUGUCCGUUGGCGGUACUGCAGCGCGGGAGAUAUUCCGCCUCGGACUAGAGAAAGGGGGGGGGGGGUUUAUUUGGUCAACGAACUUUUUUGUUUUUGUUCAUCUCGUAUAGUGCAGACGGGAUCGCCACCCUUCAUGAUGGAAAGCCGGAAGAAGUUUAGGAGGUUGUCUCUUUUGCUUCCUUGUCUUGUUGUUUCGGGAUGAGGGUGAGACGUGAGAGGGCCAAGAAGACUCUGAAGCUUGGACAGAUGACGGGAUGAGACAUGGUUAUUCCGCACGCCUUUCGUCAUGACAGCAUUUUGGUUGAUCUUGAUUAUUCCUCGUCUUUCCGUCGCGUAGGGUUUCCAUGGCAUGCGUAAAGUAUGGAAACUUUUUCUUGUAAGAUUGUUAAAUGGGAACGCGGGGCGGAAGGCUUGGUGUGGAGGACGCAUGCUGCUGUCUAGGGUUUGCUUCGUCUUGUUCUCUCUCUCUUUGAGUUUGUUGAUACGAUUGCGACGCGAUGCGAAGCUCGCUUGGGAGUUGAUAGAUGGCGUGUUUUUUAUUCACCAGUCGUAGUAGUAGUUCUUUUUUCAGAUGUUUUUCUCUUGUAGUAGGGCC
Molecule: messenger RNA, 5059 nt
Organism: Colletotrichum scovillei
Lineage: Eukaryota; Fungi; Ascomycota; Sordariomycetes; Glomerellales; Glomerellaceae
Exons: 3
Coding region: 502-3936 (1144 amino acids)
Biological process (GO): regulation of transcription by RNA polymerase II
Cellular component (GO): SLIK (SAGA-like) complex; SAGA complex
Molecular function (GO): protein heterodimerization activity; structural molecule activity
Source: RefSeq, a predicted model, not a curated record